Messenger RNA from Hydra vulgaris (swiftwater hydra), 2047 nucleotides. RefSeq lists its product as uncharacterized. The record is from RefSeq and is a predicted model, not a curated record. NCBI's taxonomy places the organism in Eukaryota, Metazoa, Cnidaria, Hydrozoa, Anthoathecata, Hydridae.
AAACGUUUGCGUAUAUUCGUUUUGCGUAUAAGGCCUGGAUAUUAAAUUAAGUGAAGCACAUCAGUCUUGCAAGUCUUUUUCUUUUCUUUACGUACUGUAUUGCUAUAAAAAAUAUCAGGUAAAAUAAAUUCGGUUGGUGAUCAAAUGCAUUUGGUUGGCGAUAUGCAGAUAAACAUUUUUUGUUUAUUCGUUCUAUUUAUUUUUUCAAACAAAUGCAAAUAUCUUUCAGUUAAAAGUACUUCAUAAAUAAAGACAAUAUUAUGCAAUUACAAAUGAAGUAUUACAGACAAAUAGCAAUUUAUAUCUUUUUGCAAGCAGUUAUAGGAUCUGUUUCUCAAGUUAUCAGCGACUCACCAAACGCUCUGGAAAACAGAAAAUUUUUGUUAAAAAGUAACUUUUAUUUUACAAAAGAAAUGAACCGAAUAAUUUUCCACAUGCCGCAUGCCACAGUCUGUAAAAUAAUACAAACAGUGACCAAAGAACACAAUAUUGAUUUUUCGUCAUACUAUAGUAAGAACUAUAUGCAAAAAACUUGGAAUAUUUGCGCUGAAACAAUGACAAACGUCAAAAUACUGGUUACCACUGAAAAUUUUAAUGUAAUACUUGUGAAAAUAUACAAUCUUCUUCCAAUUAGCUUUCAAUGCAAUAUUUUAAACUUAAUUAUAUCUCAAUUGAGCGGUUUAAAAGAUAAUAAAUGCGAAAAUGCGUUUCAAAUGAGCGAUGAUAAAAGAAAAACAUAUAACGCAGUAUUGCAUUUACUUGAAAACGAAUUACGAAAGAAAUUUUCUAUAAUGCCGAUUUCGACACAAUGCAAUCAAAUUUUUUCUGGUGCCACCGGAGUGUAUGCAGACACUUUAAAGUUUUCAUUUUCCAAUCUAAAGACUGGUGUAGAGCCAAUUGAAAAUACAUUAAGAAGUUUGGUACCAAAGUUGGUUGAAAACUUUUAUAAAGAAAACGAUAUCAGCCUACCAGAUAUGAGCCCGUUUUGGAAAAAAAUGAUGAACAGUAAAUUUUUCCUUCACUUCAGCAGCUACGAAGAAAAUGAGUCUUAUACAGUUAAUGUGAAACUUUUUUAUGCCUUAAAUGGCGAGCCUCCCCAAAGUGCGCAUCUUGUUUUGGCUUCAAUUUAUUCAUAUGGCAUAGAAAAAUUUGAAAAGAAUAUUGAGGCGUCAGUAACAAUAUCGUUAGAAAACAAAAAUUUGAACUCAAAAGUUAAGUUUGAGAGAUUUCCUGAUAACUUGGUAAAUUAUUUUAACAAAAGUGCUAGUUGUCAAAGAUGCCUAAUCUUGAAUAGUAUAUCAGUAUACUCCAACAAAUCGAUAAGCGAAACAAUCCAAAAACUGCAACUCAUGAAUAAGAUUACAAAGAAUUCAUGUCCUGAGCUCUACCGUGAAAGUAACAAAAAUGAAAAUACUAUUUUAAGCAAUCAAAAAAGUAAUGAGCGACGAAACGGAAUAUUAACUCCUCAACAACAAAAAACUGAACAAAGAAAUAGCUCAAAUCAAAUCAUAACAAAGUUAUCAGUCGUAGAAAUUUUUGUUAUUAUUUCGCUUAGUUUUGUAUUUUUAUUUGGGGUGGCUUUUCUUGGAACUAUGACUGUUUAUUUAAAGCGCAAAAGACAGAGAAGAGAAUUUGAAAAAGCCAUGGACAUUGAUUUAAAGUUAUCUAAAUCAUCCAUAUCUCAAAACACUGACAGUUUGAACUUAGCCACAGCAAAAGAAAGUAACCACACCAACAAUUCUGAAAAUGAACCGUUAUACUUUCCGACCGAGCAAUCAUAUAACUACAAUAAAUCUUUGAAAUGUUUGGACACAUUAUCUCAAACAUUUGAUGAAAACAACUUUUCCCUUAAAAGCAAUACCGAAAACAUUUUAAAACUUAAAUCUAGUUCUUAUAUACUUGGGAAGCUAGACAAAAAUUAUAAUCAAACAAUAAAACACUUUUUAAACCAAAAUAUAAAAGAAACAGAUUUAUAACGUCAAAAAAGACAAAGCGCUUUUAUAAUGUUUAUAUGUAUAUACAGAUUUAAAAAAAAAAAAAUUAUUUA